This is a messenger RNA of Helianthus annuus (common sunflower), 804 nucleotides long. RefSeq names its product peptidyl-prolyl cis-trans isomerase FKBP13, chloroplastic. The transcript has 4 exons. Gene Ontology annotation, cellular component: chloroplast. Bases 75 to 683 code for a protein of 202 amino acids. Lineage: Eukaryota; Viridiplantae; Streptophyta; Magnoliopsida; Asterales; Asteraceae. The record is from RefSeq and is a predicted model, not a curated record. Gene Ontology annotation, molecular function: peptidyl-prolyl cis-trans isomerase activity.
GGUAGUUUUGUAAAAUAAAACCAAGUACAAGUUUCCCACCUUAUCUCUCCCUCCGAAGUGUCACCGGUGCAGAAAUGGCCACCACCCUCCUCCCCUCCCUCCUCUCUCCACCCAUCAAACAUUCCUCCACCGUCUCGCCACCGGCGCACCACCACAACCAAACCAUCAGUUCUAAUUCAAUCAGCAACCACACUUUGAAACUCAACUUGACAAGAAGAGAAACCCUCGGAUUGGGUCUGGUUCUAACGGUUUUUGACGCCGUUACAUCUCCUCCUCAACUAGCCAGAGCAGAAUCAACCCCCCCGUGUGAGUUCACGGUGGCGGAUUCAGGACUUGCAUUUUGCGAUAAACUUGUUGGAUAUGGAUCUCAGGCCGUGAAAGGUCAGCUCAUCAAGGCCCAUUAUGUCGGAAAGCUUGAGAGUGGAAAGGUGUUUGAUAGCAGCUACAAUCGGGGAAAGCCUCUCACGUUUCGAAUCGGUGUCGGUGAGGUGAUUAAAGGAUGGGAUCAAGGUAUUCUUGGUGGCGAUGGUGUUCCUCCUAUGCUUGCUGGAGGAAAACGGACAUUAAAGCUUCCUCCACAACUCGGAUAUGGCAUGCGAGGAGCAGGUUGCAAAGGAGGUUCUUGCAUCAUUCCACCCGAUUCAGUUCUCUUGUUUGAUGUCGAGUUCAUUGGAAAAGCAUGAAUACAAACGCCUGUCUCUACUGAAAUUGAUGCAAAAUGUUAUUAUAUGAAUAUAUUUUGUUUAAGCUAAUACAAAGUAACAAUAUUUUGAAAUCUCAAUCCUACGGGUCCUUUUGAGUUGA